This is a messenger RNA of Glycine soja, 2271 nucleotides long. RefSeq names its product BTB/POZ domain-containing protein At2g13690-like. The coding region runs from base 165 to 1706 and encodes 513 amino acids. The record is from RefSeq and is a predicted model, not a curated record. Lineage: Eukaryota; Viridiplantae; Streptophyta; Magnoliopsida; Fabales; Fabaceae. The transcript is spliced from 2 exons.
GAACAGCUGGAGGCUGAAAACUUAGAAAUGAAGGUGGAAAAAGAAAGAAAAAAGCAGAGACAAGUUGUCCUCAUUUUCUUCACCCAAAACAAAGUCGAAAAAAUCAUCACCAUUGUCCAGAAAACAACGCAUACAUCUUCGAUCCUUAGUCCUUAUUCUCUCUCAUGAACCGGUGGUCCGGCGGUCGGGGUCGUAAGCCUCGGCGGCGAGCAUGGUGCUGCUCGUUCGCAAUCCCUCCGUCGAGCCCCGAAGUCAACACAAUCCCUCACUCCAAAUCGCGCCACAAAAACAAAACAGAAUCUUUUUCAAAACCCAGCGUCGUUUCGGUCCCAAACUCACCGCAGAGCGCCAAAUCCGGGUUUCCCAUCGUGGGCCGGAUCGACCCGCGCCGGAUCUUGUCGCCGGGAAGAGUCUCUCCCAUCGACUCCGAUCCCGCCCCCGCCGCCUCGCAGCUUCGAUCCCACAGCUUCCGCGACUCCUCGCCGCCGCCGCCGGAGAGUGCGGCGGCGCUGGACGUGAAGCUGAAGCUGCGAGGGAGGAGCGGCGGGAGCAUGGUGGUGGAGGUGGAGUCAGAGGUUCUGGGAGCGAACUCGGAGGUGUUUGCGGGUUUGAUAGCUGAUUGCAAGAGAGGUGUGGGUGGAGCCACCAUGGAAGUUGAGAACUUGGGAGUGUUCAGAGACACCAUUGAGCUUAUGUUUGAAGACGACGAUCGCAUCACCAAGACCCUCAUCAACGUUGGUGUUUCUCGCUCCAUUGAUAUUUUGGAGGUUUCAGCAGGAAUUGUGUUUGCUAAGGGCGUUCGUUGCUGCUUGAAGUACCUUGAGGCGGUUCCUUGGACUGAGGAGGAAGAAGAGAAAUUGAGGAGCCUGUUCACAAGAUUUGAGUUCGAUGAUGCAACAACAAGAGACAUCUUAGGAAGACUGUACUUGAAUGACUCAGUAGAUUCCAGGCCAAAUGUGGCUCAACAACUUGUUUGGUCUAUCAGCACUUGUGAGGAUGCAAAUGCCAGAAAUGAAAUGAAGUCACUAGUCAAGGGUCUUCUUUGCAAAAGCUCUGUGUAUGAGAAGAACCAUCUUGACCUCAGCAAGGAGGAUCUAUAUGCUGUUUGUGACUCGUGUUUGAGUUCACUUAUCAGUCUCUUUGAGGAGGCAUCUGACACCACCCCUCCUGAAAGGUUGAUGAAGAAGGACUCAAACAAGCCUCUGAUUGAGCGAAUAUCAAGACAGGUUGACAACAUCAACUGGUUGCUGGAAAUUAUGCUUGAUGGACAAGUGGCAGAGGACUUUGUGGAUAUAUGGGCACAUCAGCAACAACUUCUUAAAAUGCAUGACAUUGCAUCCCCUAUGAUCAGAUAUGAACUCAGUAGAGUGUCAGCAAUCUUAUUUGUUGCAAUGGGUACAAGAAAACUGCAAUGCCCUUUGGAAGCUAGAUCAGGGCUUCUCCAAGCAUGGUUUGGACCUAUGCUGUUGGACUUUGGUUGGCUGCAGAGAUGCAGAAAAGGGCUUGAUAUGAGGACCUUGGAAGAGGCUAUGGGGCAGACACUUCUUACUCUACCUUUAAAGCAGCAGUAUGUGCUGUUCAUGGAAUGGUUUCGCCAUUUCUCAAGGCAUGGAACUGAGUGCCCAAAUAUGAGCAAGGCAUUCCAGAUUUGGUGGCGCAGAUCUUUCUUAAGAGGCUCUGAGACUUAUGCUGUUGAAUCAAGAUAAAUGGUACUGUGGUUUCUCAUUUCUAGUGUGUGUAGAGUUGGAAUAAAUUAGACAUUUUGAAUAACGUAGAUAAGUAGGAUCAUUGUCUUAGCAGCUUCAUGACUAACUGGUGUCAAAUUUUCUAGAUUUUUUCCCCUUCAUUAUUUGUUUGCUUGCCUGAGUUGAAUGAAAAGCUGAAGGCUCCUACUGUAUUUUCUAUGACUGCUGCCCAUGCUUUGCAACUUGAUUGGGUACACUUGGGUGUAAAUGGAAUAAUGCUAUGUUGUUGGGUACACUUGAUUGCUGAGAAGAUAUUCCUGCUGGAAGAGGGAUGUGUAUAAAGCAAACAAACCCCAAUCUGCAUUGAAUCAAGAGCUUUGACUAGAUUUCAUCUGCUAAUAACCUAUUUAUUUUGAAGAUUUGUACCUAACCAUUUGUUAAGAUAAGUUAUGAGAAAUAGUUAUGCAGAUGGCCUAUACGGCAUUUUUCUUUCUUUAGGUUUUAGAAGAGGAAAAUUGGAGUUGAUUGAACUGCAGAACUUCUUGAUGGCAACUUCUGAUUAUUCAAGAACAGAAAUUCUAAAACA